Molecule: messenger RNA, 1383 nt
Organism: Gastrolobium bilobum
Lineage: Eukaryota; Viridiplantae; Streptophyta; Magnoliopsida; Fabales; Fabaceae
Product: fatty alcohol:caffeoyl-CoA acyltransferase
Exons: 1
Coding region: 1-1383 (460 amino acids)
Molecular function (GO): acyltransferase activity, transferring groups other than amino-acyl groups
Source: RefSeq, a predicted model, not a curated record
AUGGCUCCUCCAUGGUUUCAAGAGCUCCAUCUCCGCCACUUGAGCAUUUCUGUGACCAUUGAUAAAACGUUUAUGGUUACGCCAUCAAGGCCUAUUCCCGUUAAACCAGGUGACAGUUUGUAUCUUUCCAACCUCGAUGACAUGAUUGGAGCUCGUGUAUUUACACCUACAGUGUACUUUUAUCAAUCAGACAACUUGAGUUCUUCCCAAAAACCUGUGACAAAAACACUUCGCAAUGCUCUCGCUGAUGUUUUAGUGCCAUAUUACCCUCUCUCGGGCAGGCUCAAAGAGACCAAGAAUGGUAAGCUAGAAGUGUUUUUUGGACCAGAACAAGGAGCAUUCAUGGUUGAGGCAAGAUCUGAUAUUGCCUUAGCUGAACUAGGAGACCUCACAGCUCCAAACCCAGCUUGGGAACCUUUGAUCUUCAAGUUCCCCAAUGAAGAACCAUACAGAGUCCUUGAAAUGCCACUGGUAAUUGCUCAGGUUACCCUUUUCCGCUGUGGUGGUUUUAGCCUUGGUUUAAGGCUCUGCCAUUGCAUAUGUGAUGGCCUUGGAGCUAUGCAGUUCCUAGGUACAUGGGCUGCCACAGCAAAAACAGGGAUGCUAGUUACAGACCCUGAGCCAUGUUGGGAAAGGGAAAUUUUCAAGCCUCGUGACCCACCUGUGGUAAAAUUCCCACACAUGGAGUUCAUGAGAAUUGAUGAGGGCUCCAACCUCACAAUGACACUAUGGCAAACCAAGCCUGUUCAAAAGUGUUAUCGGAUCAAGCGUGAGUUUCAAAACUGCUUGAAAGCUCUUGCUCAACCAUUUGAUGCUGCAGGUUGCACCACUUUUGAUGCUAUGGCAGCUCAUAUUUGGAGAUCAUGGGUGAAAGCUCUUGAUGUGAAACCACUUGAUUACCAGCUUAGGUUAACAUUCUCAGUUAAUGCUCGCCAGAAACUUAGAAACCCACCACUGAGAGAAGGGUUUUACGGCAAUGUGGUGUGUGUUGCAUGCACAACAAGUACUGUGUCUGAGCUUGUGCAUGGAAAGCUCCCAGAGACUACCCUUUUAGUUCGUGAAGCUAGACAAAGUGUCUCAGAGGAGUAUUUGAGGUCCACAGUGGAUUAUGUUGAUGUGGAUAGGCCAAGGCAACUUGAGUUUGGGGGUAAACUAACAAUAACUCAAUGGACUAGGUUCUCAAUAUACAAGUGUGCAGAUUUUGGGUGGGGUAGGCCACUCUAUGCUGGUCCUAUAGAUUUAACGCCCACUCCUCAAGUUUGUGUGUUUCUACCUGAAGGGGAUGCUGAUUCUAGUGGUUCUAUGAUAGUGUGCAUAUGCUUGCCUGAGUCUGCUGCUCAGAAGUUUACACAAGCCUUGUUGCUCGAUUCAGUGUUGACAUAA